AUGGUGGAAAGGCUCCUUGCAAGCAGUGGCCGCUCGCAAAAGCGCCCCAGUCACCGCUACCGGCCAGGUAUCGUCGCCCUGCGUGAGAUCCGUCGUUAUCAGAAAUCGACCGAACUGCUGAUCCGCAAGUUGCCUUUCCAGCGUCUGGUGCGUGAAAUUGCCCAGGACUUCAAGACCAAUCUGCACUUCCAGAGCUCAGCUGUUAUGGCUCCUCAGGAAGCUAGCGAGGCUUAUCUGGUCGGUCUGUUCGAAGAUAUCAACCUGUGUGUUAUCCACGCCAUGCGCGUCACUAACAUCGUAUCCGUGGUGAACGCGUCGAAAAUCUACAAAAUCGGCCCUUUUCAGGGCCACUACAAAGAUUCCAUAAGAGAGUUAUUUAAGUGA
Molecule: messenger RNA, 384 nt
Organism: Ochlerotatus camptorhynchus
Lineage: Eukaryota; Metazoa; Arthropoda; Insecta; Diptera; Culicidae
Product: histone H3-3-like
Exons: 1
Coding region: 1-384 (127 amino acids)
Cellular component (GO): nucleosome
Molecular function (GO): DNA binding; protein heterodimerization activity; structural constituent of chromatin
Source: RefSeq, a predicted model, not a curated record